UCGCUCCCACCGGCUGCGAGGAGCAGCUGAUCGCGGACAGGAGCUCUGACGUCUGGGCCUUUUCUGCAGUGAGGACUGAGGACAUCUCGCUCACAUCUCUGCGCGCAGCGAAUACCCCGAAUGGCCCAUCUGUGCCGGGGCACCUCCCACCUGUGGAGCAGUUCCAGGACGCGGUGGCAGAGAUGUUUAGGCUGCGAUGACAGUGAGAGGAGAAGCGCUGGAGUGAGUGUGUGGACGUUCUGGAGGGAGCUCCGCGGACGGCGACUGUGCCUUUGAAGGAGACUACGCCGUGCCCCCGCUGCCCGUGAGCGAAGGCAUGCAGCACAUCCGCGUCAUGGAAGGCGUGUCCCGCUCGCUGCCCUCGUCCCCGCUGCUCGCCCACCAGACCAUCAGCGUGCGGCUGCAGCCCAUGAAGAAGCUCACAGGGGAGUCCACCCAGGAGCUGGGUCCCCCCCCGUCGGUGGACGAGGCGGCCAACACCCUGAUGACGCGGCUCGGCUUCCUGCUGGGAGAGAAAGUGAGCGAAGGGCAGCCGGGGGUGCGGUUCACCAUGGAGGAGCAGGACGACAGCCAGGGUGUGGCAGCGACCCAGCGGAUCAGCCCCUGCUCCACGUUGACCAGCAGCACUGCCUCGCCACCGGCCAGCAGCCCCUGCUCCACGCUGCCCCCCGCUGGCCCCGGGAACCCCGGCAGCAGAGACUGCGCCUAUGGCUCCGUGACAAGCCCCACGUCGACGCUGGAGAGCCGGGACAGCGGCAUCAUUGCCACCCUGACGAGUUACUCUGAGAACAUGGAGAGGGGCGGUAAACACGGCGAGGGCUACCGGGGCAACCUGAAGCUGUGGCAGUCCCAGAAGUCAGGCAUGGAUUCCUGCUUGUACCGCGUGGACGAGAACAUGACCGCCUCCACCUACAGCCUCAACAAGAUCCCCGAUAGGAACCUGGAGAGCAUCUCGUGCCACUCGGUUCAGUCGAUCCCCCUGUACCUGAUGCCUCGGCCCAACUCUGUGGCAGCCACCAGUUCGGCUCACCUGGAAGACCUGGCCUACCUGGACGAGCAGAGACACACCCCGCUGCGUACGUCCCUGCGGAUGCCGCGGCAGACCGUGGUGACCGGCCGUUCCGGGCAGGACCUGAGAGUGCGCUUCGCUCCCUACCGCGCCCCGGACAUCUCCCUGAAGCCCCUGCUCUUCGAGGUGCCCAGCAUCACCGUGGACUCGGUGUUCACGGGCCGAGACUGGCUCUUCCAGGAGAUCGACGCCCGGCUGAGCAGCUCCGACGGCAGCACCAACCGCGGCGUCGUGGUCGUGGGCAACAUCGGCUACGGCAAGACGGCCAUCGUCUCGCGCCUGGUGGCGCUCAGUUGCCACGGCACCCGCAUGCGUCAGAUCGCCUCCGAGAGCCCCCACGCAUCGCCCAAACACGCCGAGGGCGUUCCCCUGAGCCAGCCGCAGCCCCCCCACGGUACGCUGGGCGGGGGCAGUUGUCCCGGGACGCCCGAGAUGAGACGGCGCCAGGAGGAGGCCAUGAGGAGACUGGCGUCUCAGGUGGUGGCGUACCACUACUGCCAGGCGGACAAUGCCUACACGUGCCUGGUGCCGGAGUUUGUGCACAACGUGGCGGCGCUCCUGUGCCGCUCCCCUCAGCUCGUCGCCUACCGGGAGCAGCUGCUGCGGGAGCCCCACCUGCAGAGCGUGCUGAGCCUGCGCUCCUGCGUCCAGGACCCCCUGGCCUCUUUCACACGGGGCGUCUUGGAGCCCCUAGAUGCCCUCUACAAAGAGAGAAAAAUCACAAGCAAUGAAGACCUCAUCGUCUUGGUUGACGGGCUCAACGAGGCCGAGUUCCACAAGCCGGACUACGGAGACACCAUCGUCUCCUUCCUGAACAGAACCAUCAGCAAAUUCCCUCCUUGGCUGAAGCUCGUGGUGACCGUGAGGACCACACUGCAGGAGAUCACCAAGCUUCUCCCCUUCCAUCGCAUCUCGCUGGACCGCUUCGAGGAGAACGAGGCCAUCGACCAGGAUCUACAGGGCUACAUCCUUCACCGCAUCCACAGCAGCCCAGAGAUUCAGAACAACAUCUCGCUCAACGGCAAGAUGGACAACGCCACCUUCGGCAAACUGAGCGCCCACCUGAAGGCCCUAAGCCAGGGCUCCUACCUGUACCUGAAGUUGACCUUUGACCUCAUUGAGAAGGGCUACCUGGUGCUGAAGAGCUCCAGCUACAAGGUGGUGCCGGUCAACCUGGCCGAGGUCUACCUGCUGCAGUGCAACAUGCGCUUCCCCACACAGUCGUCCUUCGAGCGCGCGCUUCCGCUGCUCAACGUGGCCGUGGCCUCGCUGCACCCGCUGACGGAUGAGCAGAUCCACCAGGCCAUCAACGCUGGGGCUGUCCAGGGCACCCUGGAGUGGGAGGACUUCCUGCAGCGCAUGGACAACCUGGCCAUGUUCCUGGUGAAGAGGCGUGAUGGCACGCGCAUGUUCGUGCACCCGUCCUUCAGGGAGUGGCUCAUUUGGAGGGAGGAGGGUGAGAAGACCAAGUUCCUCUGUGACCCCAGGAGCGGUCACACACUGCUGGCCUUCUGGUUCUCGCGCCACGAAGGCAAAUUGAACAGGCAACAGACCAUCGAGCUGGGCCACCACAUCCUCAAAGCGCACAUCUUCAAGGGCCUCAGCAAGAAGGUCGGCAUCUCUUCCUCCAUCCUGCAGGGCCUUUGGGUCUCCUACAGCACAGAAGGCCUCUCUUCUGCUCUGGCUUCGCUGCGAAAUCUCUACACGCCGAACAUCAAGGUGAGCAGGCUGCUGAUGAUGGGCGGAGCCAACGUGAACUACCGGACGGAGGUGCUGAACAACGCGCCGAUCCUGUGCGCGCACGCCCACCUGGGCUACAUGGACAUGGUGAACCUGCUGCUGGAGUUCGGCGCCUCUGUGGACGCCACCUCGGAGAGCGGACUCGCGCCGCUGGGCUACGCCGCAGCCUCGGGACACCUGCCCAUCGUGACGGCGCUGUGCCGCAGGAGAGCCAAGGUGGACCAUCUGGACAAGAAUGGCCAGUGCGCCCUGGUGCACGCUGCCCUCCGAGGCCACAUGGAGGUGGUCAAGUUCCUCAUCCAGUGCGACUGGACCCUGGGAGGCCAGCAGCAAGGGGUCUUCAGCAAGAGCCUCGCUGUUCAGCAGGCGCUCGUCGCAGCAGCCAGCAUGGGCUUCACAGAGAUCGUGUCUUACCUGCUGGACUUGCCAGAGAAGGAUGAGGAGGAGGUGGAGCGUGCGCAGAUCAACAGCUUCGACUCACUUUGGGGAGAGACAGCUCUCACGGCUGCGGCAGGGAGAGGCAAGCUGGACGUGUGUCGGCUGCUGCUGGAGCAGGGAGCGGCUGUGGCGCAGCCCAACCGGCGCGGGAUCGUGCCCCUCUUCAGUGCCGUCCGCCAAGGCCACUGGCAGAUCGUGGACGUGCUGCUGACCCACGGCUCGGACGUCAACGUGGCGGACAAGCAGGGCCGCACCCCGCUCAUGGUGGCGGCUUCCGAGGGCCACCUGGGCACCGUGGAGUUCCUGCUGGCGCAGGGAGCCUCCCUGCCCCUGACGGACAAGGAGGGGUUGACUGCGCUCAGCUGGGCGUGUCUCAAGGGCCACCUGCCCGUGGUGCGAGCCCUCGUGGAGAGGGGGGCGGCAACAGACCACGCCGACAAGAACGGGCGCACGCCCCUGGACCUGGCGGCCUUCUAUGGCGAUGCGGAAGUGGUCCAGUUCCUCGUGGAUCACGGCGCCGUGGUCGAGCACGUGGACUACAGCGGCAUGCGGCCCCUGGACCGUGCGGUCGGCUGUCGCAACACUUCCGUGGUGGUGGCCCUGCUCAAGAAGGGAGCCAAGAUAGGAUGUCAGACGCUCCCCAGUCGGCCUCGAGGUCCAGCAACUUGGGCGAUGGCCACCUCAAAGCCGGACAUCAUGAUCAUCCUGCUGAGCAAGCUCAUCGAGGAAGGGGAUGGCUUCUACAAGAAGGGGAAAGUGAAGGAGGCUGCCCAGCGCUACCAGUAUGCUCUGAAGAAGUUCCCUCGCGAGGGCUUCAGCGAGGACCUCAAGACGUUCCGCGAACUCAAAGUGUCCCUGCUGCUGAACCUGUCGCGCUGCCGCAGGAAGAUGAACGACUUUGGGAUGGCCGAGGAGUUUGCCAACAAGGCCCUGGAGCUGAAGCCCAAGUCGUACGAGGCCUACUACGCCAGAGCUCGAGCCAAGCGCAGCAGCAGGCAGUUCCAAGAAGCUCUUGAGGACCUGAAUGAGGCCAUCAAACAAUGUCCCAACAACCGGGAGAUUCAGCGGCUCCUGCAGCGUGUUGAGGAGGAGUGCAGGCAGGUCACGCAGCAACAGCAGCAGCAGCAUCAGCAAGAGCUGGACGAGGAGCCGCCCUCAUCCUCGCCUGCUCCUCCACCCCCAGCAGAGGAGCUGCCCCCAUCCCCGGUCCCACCCCCGGAGCCACGGCUGGAGGACAUGGAGCCGGUGCAGGACCUUUUUGAGGACGAGGACUACUUGGAGCAGGAGCUGGAGAGCAUGACCAUCGGCCUGCCGCCAGAGCCUAGAGCCAGUCCAGCCAGCUUGCCCAUCAUCCAGAGCCCCCCGUCCUCACCAGCCCACCGUGACUCCGCCUACCUGUCAGGGGGCUCCCCUCUGGGCCAGGCCUUUGACUUCCGGCCUAGUCCGACCUCUAUGUCGUCACCCACCCGACAGGGCUACCAGUCGACGUCACCGUCCCUCUCCCCCACGCACCAGAACUCCCACUACAGGCCAAGCCCGCCGCAUACCUCCCCAGCACACCAGGUUUCCUCCUACCGGUUCAGCCCCCCACCCUUAGGUGCUGGAGGGGGAGGAGGGGUAGGAAGCGGCGGGCAGGGGAAAGACUACCAGAGCCCCCCACCCUCCCCCCUGCGCAGAGGCACCCAGUACCGGUCCAGCCCCCCCGUGGAGAGCAUCUGCCUGUACCGAUCACAGUCGGGCUCCCCGGUGCGCUACCAGCAGGAGCAGCUGCCCAGUCGGCCCAAGUCCCCGCUGUCCAAGAUGAGCAGCCAGCGCUCCUUCCAGCUGAGCUCGCAGCCCUCGCAGCAGCACCAGCAGCAGCAGGCGCUCCGGCUGCAGCCCGCCAUGGCCCAGAUUGUGCGAACCAACCAGCCCAGCUCGGCCGUCCACUCCAGCGCCGUGCUGGGCAGCAGCGCGUAUAGCCAGGUGGCACACUCUGUCAGCGGGCGCUACGCGCUCAGCUCCGUGGACAUCGAGAGUCGCCUUGUGUACCAGCCCUCCCUGGAUGGGCGGCCCAUGGCGCAAGUGCAGGCUAGCCUGAGCGCGGGAGCGCUGUGUCAGCACGGUGGGCGGCCGGGCUCCGUCGACUCCGGACUGGUGAAGGAUGAGCUCCCGCAGCGGCCAUCCUCCGCGUACCGUUCCGGCAGCGGGGGACCAGGGGUCCUGCGCUAUGGCCAGACUCCCCAGAUCAGCCGCAGCCAGUCGGCGGCCUACUACCCUGUUUCCAAGCACGAGCUGGAGCGUGCUGCCGGCCUGCCGCCGUGCCAGCUGGGCUCACCCGAGAUCCCCCACCUGGUGCGCCGGCCUGUCAGCGCCAACACGGCUGAGAUAAAGCAGCACCCCCCUACACCGCGGCCUCUCAUCCACUCGCAGAGCGUGGGCCUGCGUUUCUCUCCGUCCAGCAGCAGUAUCGCCGCCGGCUCUGCCUGCAGCCUGGCCCCCGGCUUCCGGCCCUCCGCCUCCGUUCAGCAGAUGGAGAUCCCGCUGCAACCAUCGUACGAUCGUGCCUGCGAUGACCUCUCGCCCGUCUCUCCUUCGCAGGGCGGUGAGGGCCGGGCAGGGGGCGUGUACCCAGGGGAGAGCGCCCGCUCGCGGACCACGCCCUUCAUGGGCAUCAUUGACAAGACGGCCCGGACCCAGCAGUACCUGCACCAGCCUUCGCGGCCCUGGGCCGUGUCCUCGCUGGACAUGGUCAUCACCAGCCCCACCUCUAGUGCAAAUCUGAUUCAACAGGGGGGCGGAGGCUCCUACAGCCCGCCCACCUCCCUUGGAAACAUCGCCUACUACAACAAGACCAACAAUGCCCAGAAUGGGCACCUCCUAGAAGACGACUACUACGCAUCUGCACAGCCGUCGUCACUGGGCAAGUUGGCCAACGGCUCGAGAGGGGACAUCCUGGAGCGGGUGAGCCAGGUGCCCACCUACCCCGACGUGAAGGUGGCGCGGACGCUGCCGGUGGCACAGGCCUUCCAGGACAACGUGUACCGGCAGCUCUCCCGCGAUUCCAGGCAGGGCCCCACUUCCCCCAUCAAACCAAAGAGACCCUUCGUGGAGUCCAAUGUGUGAGAGCGCGGGUGACAGCGGGGACCCUGGGCCAGGAGGACGAUGACGCCGUGGAGCCGUCGCACAGACGGCGCCACGCUUGCUAACUUGAGCCUAAGUUUGCACGCGUCUGUGAGCCUUAAGGAAGCGCUUUGCAGCGCUCAAUUACACUCUGUCCACAGUGGGGAUUAACGGCUGGUCCACAUGUCAUGUAAACCAAUGUAUUAGUGUGGUUUUCCAGCUGCGGUUCAUCUCGGCUCUACCACCCCCACCCCCCAUGUCACAAGGAUGCUGGAAGCCCUUAAUUUAUUUGUGGAAGACAAACUAUUGAUCUACUGUCUCCCUAGAAUUUGAGAAAAAUUGUGCUCUUAGAGCAGAGUGGAAUGUUCUGUACUGUAAAAGUAACAAGUGUGUACUUGGAAAUGGUAACAAGUCAUAUUUAUAAUUUUAAGUUAUACUUACUGUAUAUAGAUGUAUGCACUUGCAUACGUUUUGGUUUGUUUUGGUGUUCAUCAUUAGUUUUCAUACAAUUUUCAUUUUAGGCAUAAGGAGCUGACAGGGGAAGCGUACAGGAGGCGACAUCUCCAAACGUUUUGUGUCAAUUUGCCUUGGUGUAACUUUCCCUGAGCAGCGUUUUGCUGAAUUUUCCUCACAGCUGACUCUUUUCUGAGACGGCAGUUACAGAGGGAGCGCUUCCACAGUGCAGUGUGUGCUGGAGCAGUGUGUGCACUGCAGUGUGCGCUAGAGCUUGGACCCAGGACUACGGUGCCACAGGUGGAAAGAGUUCCUCGUACACGUACGUCCUCGCUGACAUCACGCUGCACAGGGGAGUGUUCAGGGCUCCGCUGUAUGAGUGUUAGGAAACGCCGAGCACACGGUGCGCGUCUCUUCGUGUUCCUCAGAAAGAGCGCAGAACGGCUGUGUUCCUUUCCCGGUCAUAUCUCGCUUCCUGGCUCUCGUGUCCACCGUUGGGAUGCGUGUGUGUGUGUGUGUCCGAACGUCCCGUUUGGAUAUGUCCCCGACCAGGACACACAAUGAUGCUUGGAUGCGGAUGCAGUCGUGCUGUUUUGGCCCCUGGAGGAACACAAACCACUUUCAUGGAGAAAUGGCUUUGGUCGCGUCGCGAUCCUUCUUCCCGUCAGCUUUCGUUCGUUACCUUUUUUACUCUGUUUGUCUCUUUUCUAACGUUCACCGAAUUCUGCACUAAAUGCCUGUGAAGUUGCUAUAGAAGGUGCACUUUACCGUUCAUUCAUUUAUCAUGAUUGUUUCGUUUUUUUAUGUUGCAUUUUGGGUGGGUUGAGGCGUCUUGUCAGACCAACAACGAUCCUGGAAACAAUGUUUGUGAGAAUUAAGAGCAAAUAACAAUCAGUUAUUGUCUUUGGUGGACCUUUUUGAAGCAAGUAACUGAAAAACAACAACAAUAAUAAUUCUAAUAAAUUUUUAAAUAUUCUAAACGAAUGAAGAUGUAAGGCCUUUAUAGCACAAAGUGUAUCUGCUGUACAUACUGGCCAAAAUGUCCCUUUCCCAGUUUUCUCAGCGAUUUUCCUCCUUUCUCACAUGCAGCCCGUCACAGGAGAGCGCUUCACCGUCCAGCGCUGAGAAACUGAGCGCCCCCAGUGCGCCCAGUGCUCCCAGAAUCUGCUCUAGUCCAGUCUAUCUCUAACUGUUCAGCUGUCCUUUUUCAGAGCAGGCGGGAAAUACUGAGCUCAAUCCAUCCCUUUGGUAGGAUUGUUCUAGAAGGACUUGGUGCACCUCGGAUGCGAGCGCACUGGAGCUUCCGGGCUGACGUUCGGUUUCAUCAGUACGGUCCUGCAGCGGACGACGGUCCAACAUGUCCAAUUAAUAGGAGAGAUUAAUGAGGAUGUUCUUCCACGGAGCUGGUGUGGAGAGUACUCUGGUUUACACCGUUUUUGUCGGGUGUCUAAGCGUACUGAUUUCUGUUACGUUACGCUGCUCUCAGAGUUGUGACCGCGGUCCUCCAACCUCCAGCAAAGCCUCCUUCCUUUCUACCUUCCUUCCUUCCGUCGGUCCCUCAACAUCUUACUUGGGAGCUGCUGAUGCUGAUGCACAAAGGCAGCCUGGCGCUUUCACAUCUUGUACUUCUUACUCAUUUUUUCCACUGCUGGAUAGGUGAUAAUGAUGUAUUUCGUACUCUUUUUACCGCGACAGAAAUGAGUUUGUGGAGCCGUGCUGAGAGCGAAGGGAGGAUGCGUUCAGGCGGCCCGCAGGAGGAGUGUCUGCUCCUGGCUCUGCUGUAUCGGAGGCCCCCGGCAGCCGGGCCUCCUUUCCGUGAACGCUGUCAGGAACCCAAUCGCUGGACAGCGAAACGGCAGCAUUUGCAACAAGGGACAUGAAGACAAAGGAUGUUUUGGGGCGUGUUUUUGUAGCUUCCCAGUGUAAAUGACUUUUGCUGCUGUACAUACUCUGGUGCAUGUUUUCUCCCUUCUAUAAGUUGAGUUGACACAUAAGUAUGAGUAUAUAUUUCCUCAUUAUGGUUUGUGAUAUCAAUAUUGUACUCAAGUAGGGAAGAGAGGAGGCACUGGAGGGGAAUUCCUCUGCAGGACUCCCCUCGCUCUCCUCUCUGCAGCCUCACCAGACAAGUGCAAAACUUCCUUUUUUAUUCGUUCAUUUUCAGUUCAGUGUAUUUGCUUGCUGAGCUCAGUUCUGUCUGUAAAUGUGAGCUGUCAGAUCGCUGUGAUAAAGUUUAAUGAAAAAGCCCAAUAAAAAAGAAUGCGUUUUUAUCUCA
Scleropages formosus (Asian bonytongue) is the source of this 9074-nucleotide messenger RNA. It is a transcript of the gene tanc2b, whose product is annotated as tetratricopeptide repeat, ankyrin repeat and coiled-coil containing 2b. Gene Ontology annotation, molecular function: protein binding. NCBI's taxonomy places the organism in Eukaryota, Metazoa, Chordata, Actinopteri, Osteoglossiformes, Osteoglossidae. Gene Ontology annotation, biological process: regulation of dendritic spine morphogenesis. The record is from RefSeq and is a predicted model, not a curated record. Gene Ontology annotation, cellular component: dendritic spine. The transcript has 25 exons. Bases 317 to 6352 code for a protein of 2011 amino acids.